CUCCUCCAUACCUGUAUACCAGGUGUACACACUCGUUCCAUACCAUACCGUACCAUACCACACCGUCCUGGGGUGACCCUCCUACCCAUCUUCACGUCGUCACAUACCACUCUCCUACACACUCUCCUCCUCAUUGAGACGCGUCCAGACACGCGAACGCGAACCAGUCGCAACGAGAAUCGUCAACAUGAGCAGCUACCGCGUUGAGGUCGCUGUCAGCGGCCGUGCAGGCUGCUCGAAUACCGCGUGCAAGAACAAGGAGAGCAAGAUUGCCAAAGGCGAACUGCGUCAAGGAGUUCUGGUGACGAUCCACGAGCACCAGAGCUGGAAGUGGCGUCACUGGGGAUGCGUGACGCCCACUGUCUUGCACAACUGGUGGGAGACCGCCAAUGAAGACCUCGAGCUCGUCGACGGCUAUGAGGAGCUGCCAGAUGACGCCAAGGAGAAGGUGAAGACCGCACUGGAGGAAUGUCAUGUCGACGAUGACGAUUGGAACGGCGACGUGGAGAUGAACCGCUACAAUCCGAAUAACCCCAAACAGGGCAUGUUUAUCUCCAAGGCAGAGCAGAAGAGAAGAGACAAGGCAAAUGAGGACGCUGAGGAGGAGAAGCCCUCCAAGAAGCGUUCCCGUAAGCAGGAAGAAAAUGAAGAUGAAGACGAAGCCGAUGAGAAGCCUGCGCCCAAAAAGUCUCGCGCCAAGAAGGCCAGUGCCGCAGACGAUGAGGCUGUGCCGGUGAAGAAGACGACCAGAAAGAAGGCACCAGCCAAAGAGGUCAAAUCAGAAGACUCCGCCGAGGACUCUGCCAAACCAUCCCCACCGAAGAAGACUACCAAGAAGAAGGCCGCCGCCGCCGCCAAGCAGGUCAAGGCUGAAGACUCGGGCGUAGACGAUGUCGAGGCAGCUGCACCCAAGAAGUCCAGAGGUAGAAAGCCCAAGUCUGCUGCAAAGGCCGAGCCAUCGAGCGACGUGCGUGAUGAUUCUGCCGAGGAGCCCGAGCCUGUGCCCAAGAAGAAGACUGCUGCGAAGCCACGCAAGGCCAAAGCUGCUGCGCAGGUCGAGCCAUCCAGCGACGCUGGCGAAGGUUCUGCCGACGAGCCCGAGCCUGUGCCCAAGAAGAAAGCUGCUGCAAAGCCACGCAAGGCCAAAUCUGCUGCGCAGGUCGAGCCAUCCAGCGACGCUGGCGAAGAUCCUGCCGACGAGCCCGAGCCUGCGCCCAAGAAGAAAGCUGCUGUGAAGGCACGCAAGGGCAAGGCCAAGAAGGCUGCUAGUGAAGACGCCUGAGCUCACUGCGUUGCCGUUCUCGUCUUGCAGGCGAUUGCUCCCUUCCAUGAUGUGGAAGCAGGAACCGGCUCAAUUCUUUUUGUUCGACCAUCGAGACUGUGCUCGUCCUUUGCGCUAUGCUCGCCACACCAUUGCGCUAAAGGCUCUGCGUCGUUCGCUAUACAUCCAUCGAGCUUGCAUCGGGCACGUCAUGUCCGGUCCUACUGCAAAUCUUUAUUCAGCCAGCAUGCUACGCAGAGAUUCUGUGCUUUGCGGCUCAAUGCCAUGAUACCCUUUUUAUACUGUACAAAUUCCGGGCCCUCGCAGCAACGGGCGUUGCGUGCAAUGCUCAGGCAUACUCAUGACACCAGCCUCUUGACAGCAAGCACAAUCAACGCAACAAUGGCGUUGUCAUAACUACGUACUGGGCGGCUCAGGAGUACGAAUCAUAUUAUAGUCGACACGCCACGAAAACAACACGACACUGAAAACGUUAGUGCUUGCAUUGAGUUCCAGAUCUAUGAGAUGGUUCUGUAGAAGGAUCUCGCUAGAAUCGAUAGAGGCACGCUACUUGCACUAUCAAACUCUGGUCUUCUGCACUAGUCUAGUUUAAUCAAGUCAUUGACGCUUCGU
Molecule: messenger RNA, 1894 nt
Organism: Sphaerulina musiva SO2202
Lineage: Eukaryota; Fungi; Ascomycota; Dothideomycetes; Mycosphaerellales; Mycosphaerellaceae
Product: zf-PARP-domain-containing protein
Exons: 5
Coding region: 188-1282 (364 amino acids)
Molecular function (GO): zinc ion binding; DNA binding
Source: RefSeq, a predicted model, not a curated record